UUGGGUGACAUUAAAGUAAAUUGUCUGCUGUAUGCUGAUGAUGCAGUGCUUAUUGCACCAUCAGAGGCAGAACUGCAGGCAUUAGUCACGUGUAUGAAAGAGGAAUGUGAAAUUAAAGGUCUCCGUUUGAAUGCUAAUAAAACUAAGGUUCUGGUAUUUGAAAGGGACGAAGAGAAAACGAAGUGUGAAAUAUGGAGAUAUAAAAAUACAACAUGGCUGUUGCUUAAAAUUUGCAUUAAAAUAAUAUUAAACCAAGUUGAAAUAUUUCUUCUGUCAAAAUCGGCACAGAAAAUGCAAAACAAUGUGGAUACAUUAAAACGCUCCCUGGCAAAACUUCUAACUUACUCACUUCAAGAUAUUGAAAUAUACAGAGCUACAAAAGACCUGCUUCGAUUUGUUUCCAAACGUCCGUUACAGAUCCGGGCAUUUGGAUCCAUUGUAGUGGACAUGAGCUUACCGCCAACGUGCAUCAUGCUAUUUACCUCUUAUACAGUUAUUGCAUUACAGUUUAAUAAUGUAUUGUAA
This is a messenger RNA of Parnassius mnemosyne (clouded apollo), 525 nucleotides long. The record is from the annotation of a GenBank genome assembly. NCBI's taxonomy places the organism in Eukaryota, Metazoa, Arthropoda, Insecta, Lepidoptera, Papilionidae.